AUGCAUCUUGGAGCGGGCAGGACUGGAGCGAGCUACACAAGGCGCUGGGUGAGCCCGGUGCGGGAAGAAGGACGCUCGUGUGUGGUCGCGUGUCGACUGGGUCGCGGAUUGUGUGUGUCGGGAUCGUGGCUGGGCGGAAACCAAGACCUCGUCAUCAACCGAAUGGCGGGCCGUCUAGAGCUGCGCUGGUGCUGCUGCCGUAAUGGUGGUGGGAUGCGCCCCACGUUUAUUCUUGUUGACGACCUACGGACAGUGCGGUGUGCACAUACAGGAAGGUAUGGCCCACUAUAUCGCUGUUAUUGGGCUACUGUUACUGGAAGGAGCUCUGCUUGGCUGGCGAAAAGCUUCAUCGAAAGCUCACCUCGUCUUCACGAAUACAAUCGACAUCUGCCCCAGCCUCCCAUCCCAAUUGUGACGGGACCAAACCUCGAUCAAUCGACUUCGACAAGCCUACCGUCUUUUCUCCGAAACGCCUUACGAAUGGCGUCCCUCUUGCACCCGCCGAACCACCUCACGCCGGCCGAGGCGCUGUCGCUGUCGCAGCGCGCGCCGGCCGUGCUGAAGAGCCUGCCCAGCAGAGCCGGUGCAUCGGCUCUGGAGUCGCUUGUGUCGCCCAUUGAGAGCCCCGAGGUCUGGCUGUCGUACGAGAACCUGCUGAUUUCGUGCCUACGGACGGGCGAUCUCGAGUCGGCGCGGGAGUGCGUCCGGCGGCUUGUGCAGCGGUUCGGCGACGACAACGACCGGGUCAUGGCCUUGCAGGGGCUGGUCCAGGAGGCCGAGGCAAACGACGAUGCGAGCUUGCGGGCGGUGCUCAAGGGCUACGACGACAUUCUGGCCAAGGACAAUACGAACGUGGUGAGUCGAUGA
Messenger RNA from Sporothrix schenckii 1099-18, 867 nucleotides. RefSeq lists its product as uncharacterized. The transcript is spliced from 2 exons. The coding region runs from base 1 to 867 and encodes 288 amino acids. Gene Ontology annotation, biological process: protein folding in endoplasmic reticulum. Gene Ontology annotation, cellular component: EMC complex. NCBI's taxonomy places the organism in Eukaryota, Fungi, Ascomycota, Sordariomycetes, Ophiostomatales, Ophiostomataceae. The record is from RefSeq and is a predicted model, not a curated record.